AUGACGUUCGUUACUCCAGAGACUCUUUCAAAAAAAACAACAUACGAAAAUGCUUUGGACCUUACGGGUUUCGGCAAAUACAAUGCUGGUAUGCUGAUAGCUUGCUGCCUGCUUAUUCUCUCUAUGAACCUGGACAUGUUCGGGUUCUCCGUGGUCUUACCAGCCAUGGCUUGUGAUAUGGCUCUUGAUACUUCACAACAGGGUCUACUGUCUGCUAUACCCCUUAUAGGUAUGAUUGUAUCAUCCUACGGUUGGGGUUUAUGCUCCGACACACAAGGUCGACGGAAAACAUUGCUUAUAGCAAUGCCAGCCGCCUUAAUUCUCAGUCUUGCAACUACCAUGGCGCCUACCUUCGCGCUAUUAGCAAUUUUCAAGUUCUUUUCUGUUUCAUUUUCAGCGGCGGCCAACGCAGCUGCCUUUGUCUUACUAGCUGAAAGUGUACCGAGCAGACAUCGCAGUCGAUUUGUAAUCCUCAUGGCCAGCGCUACAAUGGUGGAACAACUCCUUAUUUGCUCCUUCGCUUUACCGAUAUUUACGCUGACUUUCGGCUAUGAGAUUUCAUGGCUGGGCUUGGUGUAUACUCCAUGGCGAAUGCUAUUGCAAAUCGUCUGCAUUCCUUGUGCGUUGGGGAUCAUAUUCAUGAUAUUCCUGCAAGAAAGCCCCAAGUAUCUGCUCAGUAGAGGCAGAGAUGAAGAAGCCUUAAAAGUUUUGAAGAUUAUUUACAAAUACAACUCUGGCGAAAAUAUGGAAAAUUAUCCGGUAAAAGAAGUGUAUCUCAAUGAAACUACAGCAGACAAUUCUGCUGGAAUUUCUUUAUUAAAGAAGAUCUGGAACCAAACUGCCCCCCUGUUUAAACCUCCGCUAUUGAAAAACUCUGCCAUACUUUUCUAUUUACUGCUCUCCGCCUUUACCACAUCAACUGGUUUCACCAUGUGGGUGCCAACUAUGACCAACGCUUAUUUCACUGGCGAUGAAAGCCACCACGGUCGCACGUUCUGUGAGGUCGCUAGUCAAAGUGCCACAACUGGAUCCAGUAACGGCACUGAAAUAGAAGACUGCUCUAAUAGUAUCCAAACUGGAGCUCUUUACGCUACAAUGGUGUAUUCUGGAGUUUCAACAAUGUUGAUGGUCACUAUCUCCUUCAUAGUGGGCAUUGUUGGCAAGAAAAUCAUCACUCUUGCCAUCUUCGUCAUGUCAUUUACCGCUGGGACCCUGCUGCUAUUCGUCAAAGUCCCUAUGCUUAGCAUAGCAUUGUUCUUCAUGUUCUUAUACGUUGCUCAAGUCUUGGGCAAUAUUAACACGUAUUUAGUCGAGCUGAACCCUACACAUUUAAGGAGUAUGGCGACAUGUCUAGCGGUGGUAAUAGCCCGUGGCUCAGGAUUUUUCAGCGUGCAAAUCAUCGCCAAUCUCCUUGGGGAAUAUUGUACACCAAUGAUAAGUGGAUACAUUGUCUUAGUUAUGUCUGGAUUCGUUGUUGCAACGUUUUUGCCAUCAGAAUCCAAAUUGAAAAGCAUAAGCCAAGGAGAACAAAACCAUGCAGAAGAUGCUGAAAACCCUAAAGAUUAAGAUAUUUAAGUAAUUAAUUAUGUAGGCAAUGUUUGUUUAAAAUAUUCCCGACCUGAUGGGGAUCAGUAUUGAGGCUUAUGUUGUUAGAAUGUUACGACAUUCUUGAUAAGACUUACUAUCGAACCGUUUUAGGUUCCCGAACCCACAUUAAUUGUAUUGAAAUAUGUGGCGUGACGGCGUGAUAAAGUGUAUGUUUUAGUCAAUAAUCGACAAAUUGGUUGUAUUGAAAAUCAAUAUUGUCACAGUAUAGAACUUAAUUUUAAGACUAUGUGAAGAGACGAUGUUGUAAAU
This is a messenger RNA of Spodoptera exigua (beet armyworm), 1857 nucleotides long. The record is from the annotation of a GenBank genome assembly. Lineage: Eukaryota; Metazoa; Arthropoda; Insecta; Lepidoptera; Noctuidae.